AUGCGUGACAACUGUGGCAAGAAGAGUUUCUUUGGUAAACAGCUACCAUGUCCCGACAAUGGUCCCGCUAACGAGCCUAGCGUCGAACUGCGCAAACUGCUUGUGUCAACUUGUGGUCCUGCUUAUGAGCAUUCCAAAACUUGCUGCAGUCAAGAUCAACUUGAAAACCUUGUUUCCUCUACUAAACAAGCUUCACCAAUGAUUUCAGCCUGCCCUGCCUGUUGGGCCAACUUUCUAAACUUCUUUUGUACAUUCACCUGUUCACCCAACCAGUCUAUGUUUUUGAAUGUUACAGGCACAGGAUUGUCUACGGACAAGAAGCCUGUUGUUACAAAGCUGGAUUUCUUGGUGUCAGAUCAAUAUGGUUCAGGAUUCUACGACUCCUGUAAGGAUGUUAAAUUUGCUGCUACCAAUGGCUUUGCUAUGGAUCUUAUCGGAGGUGGUGCUAAGAACUGGAGGGAUAUGGUAGCUUACAUGGGACAGGAGCGCGAAAGUCUUGGAUCCCCUUUUCAGAUUGAUUUCCCAAUUGAAGACCCAACAGGAACUCUUACACCUUUUGAAGGGAUCACUCGACGUUGCAAUGAUACGGAUGUGCAGUACCGAUGUUCAUGUGUUGACUGCCUGCCUGUGUGCCCAAUUCUUCCACCAACGCCAGAUGAACAACCGCCUUGCAAAGUUUUCGGUAUUUCUUGUUGGAGCUUCUCAUGGACAUUCAUUUACACAGUAACACUUGCUGCAGCUAUCGGAAUGCUGGUGCUCCGCAGGAGGAUCAAUGGUUCAAAAGACUUGAUUGGGUUCGAGCCAGUGACGCGGAAUGACGAAGAUGACGAGGACAGUCAGCAUCUUUUGGAUCCUGAUCAGUAUACUGGUCGAUAUGUUGUCAGUGCGCUGCUCCAGGAGUGGUUUUAUCAUCAAGGAUAUCUCUGCGCUAAGCACGCAUGGAGGACCAUCGGCAUCUGUUUUGGAUUAGUUGCCUUUUUUUCGCUUGGAUGGUCGCGUUUCGGUGUUGAAACGGACCCAGUCAAACUUUGGGUCGCACCUGAUUCAACUAGCGCAAUGCAUAAAGCCAUCUUUGAUCAAAACUUUGGACCAUUCUAUCGCACCGCUCAGGUCAUUGUUUCUUACAAGGAUGGCAAUGCACCAAUUGUGGAUGAGCAAUCUUUCAAGCGUCUCUUCAUGAUAAAUGAUCGUAUCAAGGCUCUUCAGACUGAGCAAGGCGUGACAUUGGCGAAUAUUUGCCUGCACCCAACAGGAGAUGAGUGUGUUAUCCAAUCCCCAACAGGGUACUGGCAGGAUGACAUUAGCAGAUUCUCGGAUGCAUGGAAGGAUGAAUUCGAAGGAUGUACUAACGAUCCCGCGAGUUGCCUACCAGAAUUUCAGCAACCACUCAAGCCAGAUAUUAUUUUAGGAGGAUUUGAUGACCAGAAUUACUUAAGUGCAAAAGCUUUUAUCAUUACCUACGUAAUCCAGAACUCGGUUGAUCAAGAGAUCACACAACGAGCACAUGAAUGGGAACUUCGUUACCUACAGUUCAUGAAUGACCUUGUUAACAACCGUAUCGAAGGCAUCAGGACUGAAGAUUUGAGGAUUUCAUAUUCCUCCGAGGCGUCUUUGGAGAUCGAACUUAACAAAUCCAGCAAUACAGAUGUCCGAACUGUGAUUCUGUCUUACCUAGCAAUGUUCCUUUAUGCUUCAUUGGCCUUGGGACGUUUUCAGGUUUCUUCGCUUAGAAGAAUGGUCAUCGAUUCAAAGUUUACAUUGGGUAUGAGUGGAAUUUUUAUUGUGCUAGCCUCUAUCUCAACUUCUGUGGGUAUCUUUUCUUUCCUCGGAUACAAGAUCACCUUGAUUAUUGCCGAAGUGAUUCCUUUCUUAGUCUUGGCCGUAGGUGUCGAUAAUAUUUUUAUUCUCUGCCACGAGUUUGAAAGGCGCAAGAUGAACCAUCCUGAGGAGAGUAUUGAAGAGUGUGCAGGACGAACACUAAGUAGGAUGGGGCCUAGCAUCCUCUUGAGCGCCCUCAGUGAAACAAUUGCAUUUGCACUUGGAGGCAUGGUCACGAUGCCUGCUGUUAGUGUUUUUGCUAUGUAUGCCGCUAUGGCAGUCUGGGUCGACUUUUUACUUCAGGUAACCGCUUUUGUGUCCUGCAUUGCUCUCGAUGCCCAGAGAGCCGAGGAAGAUCGGAUCGACUGUGUGCCAUGCCUCCAGAUUCAAGCACCUCAAGGUAUUGAGACUGAGGGUGCGUUGCCGGCAUGGGUACGCAAGUAUUACGGACCUUUAAUCUUAAACAGCUCGGUGAAAAAGAUCGUUAUCGCAGCAUUCCUAGGCUUGUUGACAAUUGGGCUAUGCCUCAUGCCAAGCCUCGAGAUUGGUCUUGACCAACGUCUGGCCUUGCCAAAUGACUCUUACAUGGUUCAAUUUUUCAAUGACCUGGACAACUACUUCCGUGUAGGACCCCCUGUUUACUUUGUUGUGCAGGAUGUAGAUGCAACGACACGUCAUGGACAGCAACAAAUCUGUGCUCGUUUUUCAACCUGUUCUGAUUCAUCCAUCGCCAAUGUUCUAGAACAGGAGCGUAAGCGACCUCAUGUUUCAUAUAUUGAGCAACCAGCUUCAGUCUGGAUUGAUGACUUCUUGCACUGGUUAAAUCCCGCGAUUGAGACAUGCUGUCGAUUUCGUAAACGAGAUCCAACAAAACUCUGUGGACCAUGGGAUGAUGAGGAUGAGUGCGAUGUUUGUUACGCAGGCAAGGAGCCAGGAUGGAACAUCUCCAUGAACGGUCUACCUGAAGGUCAAGAAUUCAUGAGGUACCUUAGUGAAUGGCUCAAGGCAAGUCCUGAUGAAUACUGCCCCUUGGCUGGAAAAGCUGCAUAUGGAGAUGCCAUCAAACUAAACGCGGCCGGCGAUUGUGUUAAAAUGUCGCACUUCAGGACCUAUCAUACACCUAUGCGGAAUCAACAUGAUUUUAUUGCAGGAUAUAAAAGCGCACACAGGAUCUCAGAGGAAGUCUCGAAGCAGACAGGCGCCAAUGUCUUCCCAUACUCUGUAUUUUACAUAUUUUUCGAGCAAUACAUGGAUAUCAUCCCGUUGACAAUGAGACUCUUGAUCGUAGCCAUGGUUUCUGUUGGACUGGUGACAGCUGGUGUGCUAGGCACUGCCAAAGUGGCGCUUGUCGUUGUCGGUGUUGUUGGGAUGAUUAUGGUCGAUGUUGUGGGAGCCAUGGUCCUGAUGGGCGUAUCAUUGAAUGCCAUUUCGCUCGUUAACCUUGUUAUCUGCGUCGGUAUCAGUGUCGAAUUCUGUUCACACAUUGCACGGGCUACUGUUGAAGCAGAAGGAAGUCCUGAUGAAAGGGUCUUUGGAGCCCUUGUUGAAGUGGGUAGCUCCCCUUUACGCGCUCUAAGAUCUUUGAGGUCUAUUAUUUCCGAAUGUAUCUGGCAAUUGUCGUAA
Molecule: messenger RNA, 3441 nt
Organism: Lobosporangium transversale
Lineage: Eukaryota; Fungi; Mortierellomycota; Mortierellomycetes; Mortierellales; Mortierellaceae
Product: patched family-domain-containing protein
Exons: 4
Coding region: 1-3441 (1146 amino acids)
Cellular component (GO): membrane
Source: RefSeq, a predicted model, not a curated record